AAAAUUAUUGAUGAUGAUGACAAUGGUGGUAAUUAUAUUAUUUUCGAAAAACCAAAUAUUUCUCCUGAUGUUUUUUCAAAUAAUUCUAAGAUAUACGUAUUAACGGCAGAAAAUGAAUUGAUAUUACAAGAACUUGAGGCUUCUGUAAUCAGUUUUUUUACAAGACAUCAUGUCAACUGGAUUAAAAAUCAUCCAUUGCAAUUGCUAUUCCACACAGUAUUCAAACUAGAGUCAUGUCAUAAAAUUCAACAAUUAUGCCUCGACAACAUUUGUAAUGAUCCUGAUAUAGUUUUCAACUCUUCAAUCUCCAAAUCAAUCAACGAAUCAAUCCUUCUCCAAUUACUUAAACGUGAUGAUUUGAGAAUGAAUGAAAUCAAGCUGUUGGAUUAUUUGAUUCAAUGGGGUGUAACCAACCUUGACAUUAAUUGUAAUGAUGGUAAUGUUGUUGACAGUGUUUCAAAUUGGACACAGAAUGAAUUUGAUGCAUUGGAUUCUAUUUUGAAAAAUUGUAUCGGUAAUAUUAGAUUUGAAAAUAUUAAUCGUAACGAGUUGAAAUCAAUCGGACAAUUGAAAAAUUUUGAAAAAUUUUUGGAAAAAUAUUUUUUACAAAAUGAAGAAAAUUUAAUCGAUUCAAACAUCAUUAAUUUAAAUCACGCGAUACUUAUUUCUGAUUGGAUUGAUCAAAAAGAUAUAAAAUACAAUGAUAAUAACAAUACUACAGUUUAUGACAAAUAUAUUUAUAUAGGUAAAAUAUCACUUGAAAAACUAGACCCGAUAUUUACUUUGGACAUAUUAACGGCAGCAAAUGAAUUGAUAUUACAAGAACUUGAGGCUUCUGUAAUCAGUUUUUUUACAAGACAUCAUGUCAACUGGAUUAAAAAUCAUCCAUUGCAAUUGCUAUUCCACACAGUAUUCAAACUAGAGUCAUGUCAUAAAAUUCAACAAUUAUGCCUCGACAACAUUUGUAAUGAUCCUGAUAUAGUUUUCAACUCUUCAAUCUCCAAAUCAAUCAACGAAUCAAUCCUUCUCCAAUUACUUAAACGUGAUGAUUUGAGAAUGAAUGAAAUCAAGCUGUUGGAUUAUUUGAUUCAAUGGGGUGUAACCAACCUUGACAUUAAUUGUAAUGAUGGUAAUGUUGUUGACAGUGUUUCAAAUUGGACACAGAAUGAAUUUGAUGCAUUGGAUUCUAUUUUGAAAAAUUGUAUCGGUAAUAUUAGAUUUGAAAAUAUUAAUCGUAACGAGUUGAAAUCAAUCGGACAAUUGAAAAAUUUUGAAAAAUUUUUGGAAAAAUAUUUUUUACAAAAUGAAGAAAAUUUAAUCGAUUCAAACAUCAUUAAUUUAAAUCACGCGAUACUUAUUUCUGAUUGGAUUGAUCAAAAAGAUAUAAAAUACAAUGAUAAUAACAAUACUACAGUUUAUGGUGUGAUUACUCAUCAAUAA
This is a messenger RNA of Entrophospora sp. SA101, 1440 nucleotides long. The record is from the annotation of a GenBank genome assembly. NCBI's taxonomy places the organism in Eukaryota, Fungi, Glomeromycota, Glomeromycetes, Entrophosporales, Entrophosporaceae.